Messenger RNA from Lodderomyces pseudojiufengensis, 1644 nucleotides. RefSeq names its product Ape3p (gene APE3). Gene Ontology annotation, biological process: proteolysis. The record is from RefSeq and is a predicted model, not a curated record. Gene Ontology annotation, molecular function: metalloexopeptidase activity. The coding region runs from base 1 to 1644 and encodes 547 amino acids. The transcript has a single exon. Lineage: Eukaryota; Fungi; Ascomycota; Pichiomycetes; Serinales; Debaryomycetaceae.
AUGAAAACUUCAACGUUAAUUUCCAUCUCAUUAGCAUUAAAUUGUAUCAAUGCAUUACCAUCUUUUAAAAAUUGGAAUAUUUUAAAUAAUCAACAAGUAUUGAUUAAUGAUGAAGAAACAAAUUCUUUAAAAAUUAACCAAGAAGUACCACCUUCAUAUGAAAAUUCAGAAUCAUUCAUAAUUGAAAAUUACAUAGAUGAAACAAAAUAUUUAAAAUUACCAGAAAUUAAUUCAACUGAAUUACAAAAUUUAAUUACAAAGGAAAAUUUAAAAAACAGAGCUAAUGAUCUUUAUAAAGUUGCUGAAACUUCAAUUAAAAAAUAUAAUCAUCCAACAAGAGUUAUUGGAUCACCAGGUCAUUGGGCAACAGUAAGAUAUAUAAUUUCAGAAUUAUCAAAAUUAGGUGGUUAUUAUAAUAUAAAAACUCAAAGUUUUAAUGCAACAGAUGGUCAUGUUGAAUCAUUUUCAUUAUUAAUUAAUGGAAUAAAACCAAAAAGUUUAUUAGCAUUAGCUUUAACUCCUCCAACUCCAAAUAAAUCUCCAGUAAAUGGAAAUUUAAUAUUAGUUAAUUCAAAUGGUUGUAAAAUUGAAGAUUAUCCAUCACAAGCAAAAGACAAUAUUGUAUUAAUUAAAAGAGGUGAAUGUUCAUUCGGUGAUAAAUCAAGAAUUGCUGGUAAAUUUGGUGCUUUGGGGGCAAUAAUUUAUGAUUCAAAUGGUGCAAUUCAAGGAACUUUAGGUACUCCAACAGGAGAUGAAGUUCCAACAUUAUCAGUUGAUGAAAAAGAUGUAAAAGAAUAUAUUGACAAACUAAUUCAAGAUCCAAAUUAUAAAUUUGAAACUACUUUAUAUAUUGAUUCUUAUGUUAAAAAUAUAACUACAUUAAAUGUUAUAGCAGAUACUGUGUUUGGAGAUCAUGAUAAUAUAGUUGGAUUAGGAGCUCAUUCUGAUUCAGUAGCUGCUGGUCCUGGUAUAAAUGAUGAUGGAUCAGGUACUUUAUCAUUAUUAGAAGUUGCAAAACAAUUAACAAAAUUUAAAAUAAACAAUGCUGUAAGAUUUGGAUUUUAUAGUGGUGAAGAAGCUGGAUUAUUAGGAUCAUUAUAUUAUUCUGAUCAUUUAUCAUCAAUUGAAAAUUCAAAAUUAAGAUUAUUUAUGGAUUAUGAUAUGAUGGCAUCACCAAAUUUUGAAUAUGAAAUUUAUGAUGCAAAUAAUAAAGAUCAUCCAAAUGGUUCUGGAGAUUUAAAAGAUUUAUAUGUAAAUUGGUAUAAAGAUCAUGGAUUAAAUUAUACAUUUGUACCAUUUGAUGGUAGAUCAGAUUAUGUUGGUUUUAUAAAUCAUGGUAUACCAGCUGGAGGUAUUGCAACAGGAGCAGAAGGUGUUAAAAAUGCAAAAUCAAAAGAAAAAUUUGGAGGAGAAAUUAAUAAAUGGUUUGAUCCUUGUUAUCAUCAAUUAUGUGAUGAUUUAAAUAAUGUAAAUUAUACUGCAUGGGAAUUAAAUACUCAAUUAAUUGGACAUUCUGUUGCUACAUAUGCUAAAUCAUUUGAUGGAUUCCCAAAAAGAAAAUUAGAUGAUAAAGUAAUGAUUAAUAGUAUUGAUGAUGAAAAUAAAGAAAUGUUUAUUAGAAGAGGUCAUAAUUAUAUUAUAUAA